Messenger RNA from Puntigrus tetrazona (Sumatra barb), 1572 nucleotides. It is a transcript of the gene serpinb1l3, whose product is annotated as serpin peptidase inhibitor, clade B (ovalbumin), member 1, like 3. The coding region runs from base 164 to 1306 and encodes 380 amino acids. The transcript has 7 exons. NCBI's taxonomy places the organism in Eukaryota, Metazoa, Chordata, Actinopteri, Cypriniformes, Cyprinidae. The record is from RefSeq and is a predicted model, not a curated record. Gene Ontology annotation, molecular function: serine-type endopeptidase inhibitor activity. Gene Ontology annotation, biological process: negative regulation of endopeptidase activity.
UGAGUGUGAGUGUGUGUGUGUGUGUGUGUGUGUGUGUGUGUGUGUGUGUGUGUGUGUGUUCAUGAGGGUGUGUCAGCUGCUCAUAUAAAUUCGGUCACUCCCGUGACUCUUUCACUGCGGAAGCUCCUGUAACUGAAGACCUGUUUUCAAGAUUUGUGUCAGAAUGGAGCAUCUGUCGGCGGCGAACACGCGUUUUUCUCUCAGUCUCUUCCAGAAGAUCUCUGAAGGAAACGCGUCCUCGAAUGUCUUCUAUUCUCCACUCAGUAUCUCCGCUGCUCUCUCGAUGCUGUCGCUGGGAGCCGGAGGAAACACCGCAUCUCAGAUGUCCCGGACUUUGCAUUUUCCUGAAGCAGAAGGUGAAAUCCACGCUGGCUUCACCAAACUCCUGAGCGAACUCAACAGAGCUGGAGCUCCGUACGCACUGAGUCUGGCCAGUCGCCUCUAUGGAGAGCAGUCCUUCGCAUUCGUCGAGAAAUUUCUUAGUGACACAAAAACACUGUAUGGGGCUGAACUGGAGUCUGUGGACUUCAUCAGUAAUGCAGACGCAUCUCGUGUCAACAUCAACACCUGGGUGGAGAAACAGACUCAAGACAAGAUCAAAGAUCUGCUGGCCGAGGGUGACGUGGAUUCUCUGACCAGACUGGUGUUGGUGAACGCCAUCUACUUCAAGGGAAGCUGGGAGAAGAAGUUCACAGAGGAGCACACCAGAGAGCAGCAGUUCAAGAUCAACAAGAAUGAAUCAAAGCAUGUGAAGAUGAUGUUCCAGAAGGCUAAGUUUCGUCUGGCCUUCAUUCCUGAUCUGAACUGUCAGAUUCUGGAGCUGCCAUAUGCUGGGAAAGACCUCAGUAUGCUCAUCAUGCUUCCUAAUGCCAUGGAGGACGACACCACCGGUCUGCAGAAGCUGGAGAGUGCGCUAACCUACGAGAACUUUGUGGAGUGGACCAGACCUGACAUGAUGGAUCUUCUGGAAGUGGAAGUGUCUCUUCCCAGGUUCAGAAUGGAGGAAACCUAUGACAUGAAGGCUCUCCUGGUCGGCCUGGGAAUGGUUGACGCAUUUGACUCGCAGAGAGCCGAUUUCUCCGGCCUGUCCCCGAACAACGAUCUGGUGCUGUCUAAGGUGGUGCAUAAGUCUUUUGUUGAAGUGAAUGAGGAGGGGACGGAGGCCGCGGCAGCCACCGGAGCCGUCAUGAUGAUGCGCUGCCUGAUGCGUCCAGAGCGCUUCUGCGCCGAUCACCCUUUCCUCUUCUUCAUACGCCACAAUCCCUCCAAGAGCAUUCUGUUCUAUGGGCGUGUCUGCUCUCCUUGAGCUCCCAGCAUUCUCCAGGUUUCUGAGUUUGAGCUGCGAAGGUCAGGAUUCACAUCUGUGCACUUUCAAAGGUCAAAGGGAAAGUCCAGUUUUACCUGCGCUUUACUGCCUUUAUUCCUGAGUGCCUGUGUUUUUUCCUCUGUUGAAUCAUCUGGAGUCAAAUCCAGAGUAUUUAUGCAUUUACUGUAAGGGUGUAUGCGGCAUUGUGAAUAAACAACUUGUAAUUGAUCAAAAAUAAAAUGAAACCUGUGUUCAGCUUGAAACUG